AUGAACAACCUUCGUGUAACCAUUGCAGUGUUCUUAGCCGCUCUUGUCUUCACCGCGACUUUCUCAAAUUCUGUGGUGGAGGCCAAAAAAGAAACCAUAAUCUCAUUCCGAUGCAAAAGUAAAUCGGAAUGCUUAACAAAUAUUGCAUGUGAGGCUUGUGUCGAUUGCAGAUGUGAUAGCGGAUUGUGUAGAUGCCAUGGUUUUGGAGGAGAAACAGCAAACUCAACAGCUGUGCCAUUACCAGCUUAA
This is a messenger RNA of Thlaspi arvense, 249 nucleotides long. Lineage: Eukaryota; Viridiplantae; Streptophyta; Magnoliopsida; Brassicales; Brassicaceae. The record is from the annotation of a GenBank genome assembly.